AUGAAUACAUUCUCAUUCUAUAUUUUUUUUAUCAUAACUUUUCUUACUUUUACUGCUUAUUAUGGAAAUGGGCAUAUAAUUGAUAAUAAUCAUUUGAAUAAUGGUGAAAUACCAACUGAUUACAAUGAUGUACCACGAUACAUGUCUGGAAAGAAUCAUUAUAAAAGAGAAAGACCAUUACAAAUGAGUGGAUUUGGUUGGGAUGAAUGUGAAUUUUCUCCAUUAAGCUGUUUAUUAAGAAAACGAAGUUAUUCAAAAUGA
Molecule: messenger RNA, 261 nt
Organism: Strongyloides ratti
Lineage: Eukaryota; Metazoa; Nematoda; Chromadorea; Rhabditida; Strongyloididae
Exons: 2
Coding region: 1-261 (86 amino acids)
Source: RefSeq, a predicted model, not a curated record